CCCCGCAUCCGAGAAAAUCGAUUUUCGCAAGACGUCUUCCGGCAAUACUGGGAUUGUGCAGCUACCAAUAGGUUCUUUGUGCAGGCGAUAGCAAUGAAUAACGCUGCUCCAGCUGUAGCUCCUGCGCAGUGCUCAGCGCGCUUUGCUGUAAGUUUCUCGGCGCUUCAAACUCGCAGAGCUGACCACUCAUCCAUUUCUAGAUGCUCGCGGGAGCUGCCAAAAUGUGCGGCUUGUAAGCCCUGGCCAGGAGAAUGCGUGUAUCCCAAGGAUAAACCUCUUAAGACAUCUAAAUUGAAUACAUUCGUAGUGCCAAUUGCGGAAGCAGAUCCAGUAUCGCCUGCAAUCGGAAAACGCCUCGCCCGCAUAGAAGAUACUCUGCUUCACCUUACGGCGAAUAUAAAUGAGCUCCUUCUUAAAUCAUCGGUUGACGGUGAUCAAUGUAUAGUCGCCAGUCAGUCGCCCGCCUUCAAGCACAAUUAUAGACCCACACCCCAUUUAGGUGACAACGAUACGGAUCAGCUUCCAUUAACCGUCGAAGAAUUCCACACCUUCGCUACCUUGGAGCAGGCAGAGCAUGAUUUGCAGGGCCUUGCUUAUAAAAUGGGGUCUGGAAACGUGCAAUCUCAUCAAGCUGCGGCAGCCAGCUUGCAGGAGCUAUCGAAAGAUGUCAGGGCUACUCGACUAUAUGAGCAAGAGAUAAAAUCACAUAAUGACGAGAACGGAAAAGUAUACUUUGUCCCUUCUAAAUCAGAAGGAUACCGUCUUAUGAGCUGUGUCCUGGAAGCCAUGGAGCUUGCAGAUAUUUUAACCGUCAAGCCUUCAGAUGAGGUCCUACAAGCUAUAAUAUUCAGACCCGAAACCGUAAAAGAGCCGGGCUGGCUUGUUUGGAUCAACUAUCUCCUCCUCAACCUCCAUAUCGGUGAGAAACCACAACCUCAUACCUCUCUCAUCGAUGGUUUAAGGCACAAUGUGCGCCGCGCACUCAACAAGGCGAGCGUAUUCCUCGAGCCGAGAGAGAUCAAUGUGCAGGCCCUAAUGCUACUAGCUUGCCACGGAGAAGACUUCUCAUCUCCCAACGUAUCGUGGAUGCUGAUGGGCCAUGCGUGCCGACAAGCACAGGCGUUAGGGCUUCACAUUGGAAAGGCAAAGACUGCUAAUGAGAAUCAGCGCCGGUUAUCAUUAUUCUGGAGUCUUUUCAUCAUGGACAAAAUCAGUUCUUUAGCGUUUGGCAGACCAACAUUACUUCCGGCCGGACUAUAUGAAGAUGUGCCCAGUCCAGAGUUUCAGCACCUCCGGAGAUAUCAGCCGCAUAGACUGGGAUUACCCUUGCUGGAAGAGUCUACUUUUGGCGCGCAUUUCUUCCGUGCAAACAUGGAUUUGGCCAAAUUGGCUGACCUCGUUCUUGACUUUCUUUGCAGAGUCACCCCAUCACUCGAACGCGAGGCGCUCAUAGAGAGAGUCGAGGCUUGGGGUACCAAAACAAGACAAGCUCUCGAGGCUGCACGAAAGUCAGAACUAUGUUAUGCAACCGAGCACCACGCCCGGGAGAUGUCACUCGGCAUCGACGCAAUGCGUUUCCAGCAACUACAUAUCCUUCUUUUGCUGUCUCAAGGCGACCAUUCAUAUUCAUCACGUAAAGUAGAGACGGCGAGGAAAAUUCUAGCUCUGCUCUCGAACCUUGUGUCUAAUUCAAGUCAUGUCUACAAUGGAAUCGUAUGGCAACUUUUGUAUUAUCCAUUUGCAGCGUUCGUGGCGGUAUUCAAUCAUGUUACAACGAACCCGACAUUACACAGCUCAGAAAGCGACCUUCGGCUCUUAAAUGGUGCUGUCUCAUACUAUCAUAGUAUGAAUAGCGAAUUGGGCUGCUCGUCCCGCACGUCCCUCAAACUUGAGCACACUGCCAACCUCCUUUACGACUUGGCCUCCUUUGUCGUCGAUAAAUACUCUAGGUCACAUAGCAGUGUUCUAGGGAUGACAUCUUUGACAGUACAUGAUCAAUCGCCUAUGAAUCAACCAUCCUUCAUCCUUGAUAGUGGUUACGCCACUUCAUUAGCAUGUUCCGAUCAGUUCAAUGAAUUCUUUCAAACUCAGCACGAAUCGAAUGUCAAUUUGUCAGCCGAAGAUAUUGAUACUAUCUUGGGUUGUUUAGAGGGAUUUGAGACGGGCAACCCCAAGGGGCGGAAAAGGACCUUUGACAGCGCAUUUGAUUGGUUCGCUUGGGACACAACACCAUUUGACAGCAAUGCGCUCUUUGAAGACUCG
Clonostachys byssicola is the source of this 2262-nucleotide messenger RNA. The record is from the annotation of a GenBank genome assembly. NCBI's taxonomy places the organism in Eukaryota, Fungi, Ascomycota, Sordariomycetes, Hypocreales, Bionectriaceae.